Messenger RNA from Bipolaris zeicola 26-R-13, 1581 nucleotides. RefSeq lists its product as uncharacterized. The record is from RefSeq and is a predicted model, not a curated record. The transcript has 2 exons. The coding region runs from base 1 to 1581 and encodes 526 amino acids. Lineage: Eukaryota; Fungi; Ascomycota; Dothideomycetes; Pleosporales; Pleosporaceae. Gene Ontology annotation, biological process: cell wall biogenesis; regulation of fungal-type cell wall biogenesis. Gene Ontology annotation, cellular component: mating projection tip.
AUGGCACAACAAAUCACGUCGUCCUUGAAGGACUUCUGGCACACAAUGACUUCGUAUGACCGACAUGCCUCACACGACUCGCCCUAUCGGACCGGCCGCCACAUCCCCAUCCCCCAGAGCCGCCAUGCCGCCCUCACCUCCAUCACCGCCAGCGGCGCAGAGUCCCGCACCGAUCUCGACUCGCCCUACCAGCACGACGAGCUCGCUACCAGCAAUGGCUUCAUCGGCUCCCCCAAGGGCCCAAUGUCCCCCAGCUCCCCCUACUCGCCCGGCAUGCGUAGCUCUCUUAGCCGCCAGGCUACAUUGGACUCGGAUAGCUUCGACAAGGGCGCCAAUGGCCAGAUCCAGAUGCAAGACUUCAACGAGGGUCUGCCUCCCCCACCGCCCGUCUCCCACUCGUGGAGGCGCAUUGACCGCUGGGUCGAGGACAACUUCACAGAGCUGUUUGACAACAUGUGCGAAGGAUGCACAUCCAACGACGUCAACGAGCUAGAGCACGAGCUCGACGCUACCCUCCCCAUGGACGUGCGCGAGUCUCUUCAAAUCCACGAUGGCCAGGAGCGUGGCGGUCUCCCCACCGGUGUCUUCUUCGGCCUCAUGCUGCUCGAUUGCGAGGAGAUUGUCAUGGAGUGGAGGAACUGGCGCAAGGUCGCUGACGAAUACCUGACCACAAAGGUCGACUACUCGACACCCCAAAUCCCCGUCAAGGCCUUUGCUGGCUCGUCCACCACACCGCCCGUCGCCCAAGUGCAGAGCACCACAAACCCUCUGUGGCGGCAAGACCUGCUCGCUCGCCAAGACUCGCAACCGCCAAACGCCAUACAAAAGGCCUACGCCCACCCUGCCUGGAUUCCUCUUGCCCGUGACUGGGGAGGCAACUACCUCGCUGUCGACCUUGCCCCUGGUCCCAAUGGCACAUGGGGACAAAUCAUCAUUUUCGGCCGUGACUACGACCGUAAAUACGUCGUUGCACGCUCAUGGGGCGCUCUUUUGGCCAUGGUAGCAGAUGAUUUUGCCUCCAAGGACGUGCACCUGGACGAAGAAACCUCCGAGUUGAAGCUCUUGAUCUUCAAGCGCCAGAAUGUCGAGCCGCCCUAUCUCGAGGUUCUCCGCUGGCGGUGCGAUCAAAAGUACGGCCGCCGACCACCUAACAAGAAACGCCCAACAAGUGGUCUGCGCGUCAACCCAAAUGCCCCGGGCAUGGUCGUUCCUAGCAGCACAGCGAGCAGCCCCUACCACAGCCCCGUAAUUGGCCCUGAAGAUCGUGGUCGCAGCCCUCACCGUCUUUCGAAGCCACCAAAAGGUGUCAGCCCACGCGGUAAACUCUCGAGCCCCUUGGCCCGUGUGGCCGAGGAGCACCCCCAACCGGUCCGUGUGAAUACAAAUCUCGACUCAAAGGCUAGCGUCCCCACUGAGAACCUCAUUUCCGUUGAUACUCCGAGACCGAGCGACGAACUCUCGCAACCUCGCAACAGCCUCGGCAGCGACAAAGAGAACAAAGACACAAAGAGGACAUCUUCAUCAUUAAAGAGUCCCACUGCCGUUGCAGAACCAGAAGGGCUGAAGAAUGUCGAGAUAUAA